This is a messenger RNA of Pecten maximus, 10761 nucleotides long. RefSeq names its product Krueppel-like factor 9. Gene Ontology annotation, molecular function: RNA polymerase II cis-regulatory region sequence-specific DNA binding; DNA-binding transcription factor activity, RNA polymerase II-specific. The transcript is spliced from 3 exons. The record is from RefSeq and is a predicted model, not a curated record. Gene Ontology annotation, biological process: regulation of transcription by RNA polymerase II. NCBI's taxonomy places the organism in Eukaryota, Metazoa, Mollusca, Bivalvia, Pectinida, Pectinidae. Bases 1082 to 1840 code for a protein of 252 amino acids.
AAAAGAUAAAUUAUAUUACAUUUCAAAGAAGGUAAAAACGUGAUCUUCUCUUAUUUCCUUGAUGGCCUAAAAGGCAUUUUCCUAAAGGUCGAUUUUGGUAGACUUUCCUUGUUAUAAUGUAGGACCCACCAUUCCAAAAACCUAGAAAUAAAUUCUGUUACAAUGAUGUCCCACUUUGGGCUAUAUUUUGAGUAUAUUGACUGGACUAGUAUAAUAACUGGUAUGUAAAAUUAAGAGAUUUUGAAGACCAUCUAAAAUACAGUAGUUAGUAUUUUCAAAAUUUCGGGUUAGUAAGUCGAAAUUUUGAGUAAGUAUCUGAAAGUUUCCAGUUAUCAUUUGCUCGAUGGUAUGCAUAUGUUGGCCUCACUGACCAUCUGGACUGAUGAGCGGGGCCAAAAAGGGUCAAUUUAAUCAACUUUGAUAUCAAAACUCAGGUGACCGUUAAGGUUCAUGGGCAUCUUAUUCUGUUUUUAACAAAAUAAUAGAAAUUGGACAUCAUUGUACUAAAAUCAAUAGUAUUCUAAAAUUAUGUUUUUAAUAUAUUCUACGUGCCAACACCGGUAAUUUAAUUGUAGAAUGUGCAACUGACAAAAACUUUUUUUCGAAUAUGUAACAUCUUUAAUGGGACACUGGCAGAAAAAUGGGAAAUUAUCAAUAAAAUCGUUGUCGAGUAAAAAUAUGUUUAACACUCCGGGACCAGGAAAGUGGGUCGUGUUAGAGAACGGCGUACAAGAUUUCACCUCCACCAACGUCAUUUCCUAUACGAGAGGUUACGCCCACUGCACGCGGUCAGAACCCGAAUACCGAAGCUUUGAACACACUUCAAUGAAUCUUAUCGAGCUUUCAGGUGACAAUUCAGGCAGACGACAUCAUUGAUGAGUAUUUCUAAAACAGGACUAUGUUUACCAUUCAAUUCGUCGUGUGCUUAUCCAUUACUACUCUCACACAGUAGCACUUUUUGUUUCGUUUGGUUGUGAAACACAACAAACAGACAAAGGAAGAAUAUAAACAUUACGGUGCCCUAUUUUUAUCGACAAUUCGUGUUUACAGUCACUGGAUAAAGCUGUGUACGUGACGAAAUAUGGCUUUACAAGAAGUAACUAGAAGAGAUUCUGAUACAGAUCUGGCUGCACAGUGUUUAGUGGCAAUGUCAAAUCCGUGUGCUGUUGCGGCGAAACCAGCUGAUUGUAAAAUGGCCUCUUAUGAAGCUAACGACGUAACUACAACAGACCCGAAUUCUUUGGUUAUGUUGGCGCGAAUACUGACGGACUUGAGUAAAUUUAAACAAGAACCAAUAGAUCAUGAUUAUAUCAACAAUGAGUUGCAGAGUUAUAAUUACCGAUCGGUGCCAAAUGACGAGAAUUUCUUGGACACAAACGCGCCCCGAAAACGAAAGCGCUCAAAACAUGGCACCACGCCCACUGACUGUAACACUGAAGAUCACAGUUACAAUAAAGGACGUUCUGGUGGAUCCAAAAAAGUACACAAAUGUUCUUUUAAAGGAUGUGGAAAGGUGUAUGGGAAAAGUUCACAUCUUAAGGCACAUCUUCGGACACAUACAGGUGAGCGUCCUUUCCCAUGCAGCUGGCCAGCCUGUGAAAAAAGAUUUGCUAGAUCAGAUGAGUUGGCUCGACAUAUAAGGACACACACAGGUGAGAAGAAGUUCCAAUGUCCCCUUUGUGAGAAAAGGUUUAUGAGGAGUGACCAUCUGAACAAACAUGCUCGUCGCCACCCCGAGUUUGAAGAAGGCAUGUUGAAGCGUAUCCGUCAGGCAGUGAAGCACGAAUCAACAAAAAGUGAUGGCGGGGAUCGCUUGGCUUCGAGUUCAAGCGUUGUUUGAGAGACAAACAAAAGGUUUCACGCAAGUCUUAUUGACUAUAGUGUGAUUUGAAAGACAAUUAACCAUACGGUUUCACACAAGUCUAUUUGACUAUAGCGUGAUUUUAAGACAAUUAACCAUACGGUUUCAAACAAGUCUAUUUGACUAUAGCAUGAUUUGAAAGACAAUUAACCAUACGGUUUCAAACAAGUCUAUUUGACUAUAUGGUGAUAUGAAAGACAUUUACCAUACGGUUUCAAACAAGUCUAUUUGACUAUAGCGUGAUUUGAAAGACAAUUAACCAUACAGUUUCAAACAAGUCUAUUUGACUAUAAGUUUAACUAAAGAAUGAGUUGACAAUUGUCUACAUUGCAAGUCAAGUCAAUGUUAAUUGAUGUUGAUAUUGAGUAAGUAUUAGAGAAGAGUUGUCGGCAUCAGACAUACGUCCAUGUCAGUUAUACCAGUGUGAGAAUACACAGCUCAAGACUAUAUCAGAAUGGUUUUCAGCACGAAAUAGCAAGCAUUAUUCAAUAUAUAUAUCCCUACUUGGUAACUUCCAUAUCUGGCAAUAAGCCCACACCUGUAACAAACUCACUCAUGUAUAUUGUAGUUCUGUGAAAUUACCAACACAUUUUCAUUUCAUAAUUGGUCUGUUAUCCAGUGAAUUUGCCCAUGUGGUAUUUUCGUAUAUGUCACUAUAGUGUAAUAUUCCUUGGAGUACUUUUUGUUGGCUGCUCCAGAAAAUGAUUGUAACAUCAUAAUGUAGACAAAUGAUGUUACAUCAUGAAUUGUAUAUGGCUCCACAAAAUGGCUGCCUCCAUUUGAAUUUGCCCUCCACAUUUUGACUUUUUAUCCUGUUAAUUGUUUUGAGUUAUGUGAUAAAAAAUAUCUGAAAUUUGUUUUCAGUUCAUAUCAAAUUUUAUAAAAUUUGUCUCAAAGGUUUAAUUUUUGCUCACCAAGGCUCAUAAAAGUAAAAACUUUCAAAACUUGAUAAGCUUCAUAAAAUCUUUCAUGGAAUAAAAACAAAUUAAAGUUCCUAUGUAUAUAUACCAUAUAAAGAUCCUGUAAUUACGUUGGGGAAAGACUUUUAUGUGCCUGAAGAUCUCUGCCUACAAUUUUCAAUCAAUCUCCUUGAAACUUGAAAUAAUCCUGAUAUACAGUAGUGCUUUCCUUAGCCAUAUUCUGAUUUGUUAGAAUAACAGUAAUAUCAUUUGUAUAACUUAUUGAAAGAUUUAUGCUUUUCAUUUCAGUAUUCUAAUCUAAGAUUUCAAAUUGGCUUAACUUUCAACAGUCUUAAGAUCCAGAUAUGCUACAAACAAGUGAAACAACCUUAGGUGCUUUAUAAAAGUAGUGAGUUUCACCCCAGCCUUCACAUGUGCUUCUGGGGAGGGCUGAAGGUUGCUAUAGUAAUUUGGAAAAGGAUAUUUCCGGGAAAUUUAGUACGUUUUGAAUUAGAAAUAUUAAGUCUGAGAUGGCAUUUUGAUCUAAUGAUUAUUUUGAACAUUUGCCCACCCAGGGGGAGGAAGGGCAGGGUUAAAAUGGGUAGAAUUGACUUAAAGGAUACAAAUAUUGUGAAAAAUAUGACAUUUGUGCAUUUUUAUGUCAUUUGACGUAACAAUAGCGCUACAGAGCUAAUUUUCCAAUACAACAUAUUCGGCUGUGAAAAAAAAUUCUUGUAUCUUGUAUAUGACCCAAAAACAGGUGUGUUGUCUGAUUACCACACAAUUUUAUAUUUUAAGUUUCUCAAUUUCCACCAGUAGGAUUUGAAUGAAUCUUGUCAUAAAUAAUAUUAUCCUGACCAAGUGUUAUUUUCAGGUCAGUCCAAAAUCCAAGAUUGUUGCCAUUUUGAAAAAGUAAUACUUUAAUAAGAUUUAAUUACAAACAGGUAAGGUAAUGUUAAAUUGUCAGUCGGCUAAUACCUGAUAAAAAGUACAUCAAUUCUGUUGUGGUCCACAAGAAACACUAAAAAAUGUUUUUUCUUUGUCCUGCAAAUAGUCCGUCUCCUGCUUUGAGUAAAGGUUUAUUGAAAUUUUGACCCUAGGGCUAAUUACAGAAUAAAUUUGGUACGAUACGGAAGAAUAACACAUGGAUAGUUAUUACAUGUAAUCAUGUGUACAUUUGAUAGCUAAACCAUGACUCUUGGGAAUAGAUACAGAGAUUGUGAUAAUAUUACUGUGAUUUUCCUAUAAAGUGCUAUGAUAUUUUAAAGAGAUUGUUUACUGUAUGAUAUGAAGCUUGUGAAAAAUAAGUACUAUUUUGGAAUCCCUAAAAGGGGAAAUAUAUAUACAACCUUACAAUGCUCACUGAAAAUACCCUAGCUUUUAAACUACUACAAAAUGUACUUCUCUUCCUCAGGCAAAGAUAAGAGUGGGCAACUUUUGUAAGAUGAUUUAAUGUAUUACCAAGAGAACACAGAAAAUAAUAACAACACGCAAGGUACAUUGUAUAUAUAAACAGAUUAAAUAUGGAGUUCUCAUUGGUGUGUAUAAGUCAAUUGGAAAUGGUAGUACAUAACGAUAUUCAGUAAUUAAUUAUACAUGUAUAUAUAUAAAUUAUGUAGACUUUAUUUAUUUUACAACAAUUGCAAAACAAGUCAUACCAACUAAUAUAAAUCACUCUUGUCGGCCUAUGGGAGGAAACUUGAGUACCUGUAGAAACCUACCUGGUCGGGCAGGUAACUCCUUUCUAUUUCACAUCCAGUCAGGGAGUCAAACCCCGGACCCCUAGGUGAAAGGCAGAUGUGUUACCACUGUGCCACCCAACCACCCUAUUUAAUAAUGAUUUUACUUCUAGAAUGUUACCGGUGUUUGCAUUUGAUUAAAUAGGGAAAGUAAAACAGGAUAUAUUUUUGAGAUUUAUGUAGAAAGCUAUUGAUAACUUUAUGCCAUGAAGUUGUUGAACUUGAAUGAAAAAGAUUAUCAUUUAUAAUUUAAGCGGUAAAUGUUAUGGUGAAUGGUGAUUUCAAAAAAAAAAGGGAGAAAAACUUUAAUUUUGGUAAAGUGUGCUGCAAUUAUCAAAAUUAGUGAGCUUUUCAGUAAAGGUUUCUCUUACCCUGUACAGGUGUUCUCUUACCCUGGACAGGUAUUUCUCCUACCCUGGACAGGUGUUUCUCUUACCCUGUACAGGUGUUUCUCUUACCCUGGACAGUUGUUUCUCUUACCCUGGACAGGUGUUUCUCUUACCCUAUACAGGUGUUUCUCUUACUCUGUACAGGUGUUUCUCAUACCCUGUACAGGUGUUUCUCUUACCUUGUACAGGUGUUUCUCGUACCCUGUACAGGUGUUUCUCGUACCCUGUACAGGUGUUUCUCUUAUCCUGUACAGGUGUUUCUCUUACCCUGUACAUGUGUUUCUCUUGCCCUGUACAGAUGUUUCUCUUAACCAGGGAAAGUGCUGUUAUCUUUCAAACUGGUCCAACUUACCACAUGGAGUCCCAAUUGUUUUCAGUACCAAUAUACUGCUAGUGAGUAUAUACCAGAGUCAGAUGACCAUUAACUCUUUCACCCCUACUUACCAUAUUGGACUUCAAAUGAUAAAUGAAAGGCAGAGUCCACUGAAGUUUAAUAGGGUUGAAAAGGUUAAGGCUCUUGUUUGUUAUUGUAAUAGUGUCAUUGACAUAUAUUUUUGUAAAUGUAUUGUUUUCGCUCACAAUGCCAAGGCAUUUGUGAGCUGAUAUUGUGAUUGCCAUAUUUUUUAUUUGAAAUAUCUCAUUGAAAUCAAAAGGGGUGAUUCUUACUUGUUACAAUCAUAAUACAGUAUACAACAUGUUAUGACUUUGUAAUAUCACUAUGGAUGGUGCUGAGAGUCUUUGAUGCUAAUGCAAUAAGGUAAUAGAAGGAAGGAUGGUAAAAUGAAAGGAUAUUAUUGAGGAACAACCACUGGGGUUGGGUAUCUGCAGCAAUGAGCCGGUUAAUUUGAACUUAAUAGAGAAUACAGCCUCAGUCUAUACUAAACAUUUGGUGGUCAUGAUUAGAUGAAACAUUUUGGUGAUUAUGAUUAUAUAAAACGUUUUGAUGAUCAUGAUUAUAGUCAACAUUUUGGUGACCAUGCCAUGGCCGUUUUCGUUUAUUGCGGUCCAAAUGUUUGGACUGGUUGGACCAGAGUUGUUCGUUUAUGAAAUAAAGACGGACCUGGUGAAUUUUUGUCAUUUUCGUAAAUACCUGCACAUUUAGAUUUGGUGCAAUUUCCAUUAAAUCUCAUUUUCUUAAGUUGAGAGGUUCGCGUGAUGAUGAAUUGGCACACCCACAUCUUUUAAUAUUAAUAGAAAUAGAAUUCAUUUCAAUCAUAAUUCAUAGCUCUAUGCAUAAAAGUCUAAAAUUAUAAGUUGGUUUGCAUCGUCUUUAUCAAGAUAUCUUAUAGGCUUGUUUCAAUGAAGAUUAUAGUCAAUGUGACUGCAAUUAUGUAAUACUGUAAGUCACAUUGCCUACACUGAAAGAAAAAUGGAAUUUACUAUGUUUUCAGGCAAAGGGUUGGCGGUAUUGUUCAAGUUUGAAAUGUGAUGCGUUAUGAAAUGUGAUUUUAACCAAAGAUAUUUUGUGAUAGGGUCAGUAGAAAGGGUAGGUGAUGGUGAUUUGUCAUUAGUGAGGGUAGGUGAUUGUGAUUGGUCAGUAGUGAGGUUUAGUGAUUGUGAUUGGUCAGUAAUCAGGUUAGGUGAUUGUGAUUGGUCAGUAGUCAGGUUAGGUGAUUGUGAUUGGUCAGUAAUCAGGUUAGGUGAUUGUGAUUGGUCAGUAGUCAGGUUAGGUGAUUGCAGAGCAGGCAGAAUUUAGUUCAAAGUUAUGAAGCCAUUCAAAUUAAACUUGUGUUUUACUUACAUAGAAAAGGCAAUAAAACUCCUAAUGGAGUGUUAUGUGAUGAUGAAACCAAAUUUAUAUUUUGUUUCUGUUCAUUUAUAUCACAUACUGGUUCUGUAUCAAGCUGGAGAAUGGUACAUGUAAGUUAAGGAAGGAUUUUCAAGCCUUAGCUGGGUCUACAACUGUUUUUGGGCAGAAUUCCAUGUUAAAUGUUAAGGUUGUUAUUUUGAAGAGGUCAUAUUUUUUCGCCAAUAUUAUUGUCACUUUCUGAUUUUGUCUAAAAACUACAUAACCUUGCUUUGAACAGUUGAUAUAUAUGUAUAUAUUUAUACAUAAUUUUAGCCAUAAUACAAAAUAUAAUAUCCUUUGGCUUGGUAGCAGAAUGAUUGGUUCGACCAGAUAAACUUGAAAUUCAUUCAGAUAUUGUAUGUGGCUAUUAAAACAGCCAGGAUCACAUUUGGGAUGGUUUGUGAAGAUUGGAACACUAUCUGUCAGUCUGUCACAUUUGACACCAAAAAAAGAAGUAUUUUUUUUUACAAGAUAUCUUUUGAACCCCUAUUUAGUAAUCCAAAUAUAUUAGACAUUUAGUCUUUAUAUAUAGACAUCUUGGUUUUGAUUUUUAUGUCAUCGCAUGACUCCGGAGCAAAAUGUUUUACCCGGCGUCAGUUUGUGUGUCAUGUUAAGAUUUUAGGGCAGAGGACCCAUUUUAAUAGUGAUGGUCUAUUGAGCAGAUUCGACUAUGAUAUGAUAUACAAUUUGCGAUGAUAAUCAAACUAUUUCUGUCUAAAAUAAUUGACAAAAAGGCAUGAAAAGGUAUUUGUGUCAACAUAUCUCUUGACUAGUUCUAAUUUUGUGAUAAUUUAUGAUAUAACAAAUUGGAGUGUGUUUUGUGUAAUAAUUUAAAAACUUAAUCCUUUUUUCCUUUGACUUCUGAAGUUCAUAUGUUAUACUGAAGAAGGAUUUGUGUGAUUUUUUGUUUGUUUUGAUAAAUAAGUUAUACGCGAAUUACAUUUUUAUUUUAUCUGUCAUAUCUUUUUUUGUGAAUAUCUGUACAUUUGAAUUCCACUGGCAAGAAUUGAAUCUGCUUACGUUCAUCGAAUCUCGAAUAUAAAAAAUACACUAAACACAUAUGAUCUACGGUAUUUAAUCCUCACAAAACAUUGUCAGAUUUAAUUGGCAUAACUAAAUAAUGUGUGGAUUUUUUUUGAUCUUGAAUAUUACAGGAGAAAUGGGAUGUUGAAAAUCUGUAGGUAAUUAUUAUCACAAUCAUAGUGAUGAGUUGGAGGAAACAGUCGUUGAUAUCUCUUUAAUUACGAUUAUGAGAUUGAAAACAAAACAUUGUAAGGCAGGUUUUAAAUUAAUUCAUUUUCCCUUAAAACUGGACAUAUAUUUUUGACAAGAAUAUCGUAGAUCAUAUGGCUUUAAAUGAUAUUUUACUAUUAUACAUUAAAUCCCAGUUGAAAAAAUACCAUAUGUUGAUUUCCAUGACGGUUUGAUCUCAAACUAAUAUUGAGAACUUGUAAAUAAGUUUUUAGGUCAUUGUGUUCAGAAUGACUGUACAUGUAUAAUUUAUAGUUCAUGUUUAAACGUCCAUUCAUCAACAUUUUUUUGGUUAUGCAUAUAAUGGCCUAACAUUUGGGAAUGUUUUCAUAUGUUUCUGAUACAUGUAUAUACAACUGUAUAUUGUUUAGGUCUGCACAAGUUAAGUACCUUUCAAGAAGAGACCAAUUGGGGACAAUUUUACUAUGUGUUGAAUAUAUACUUAAGCUCUCGUAAUGAAAGACGUUUUAUAUCAAAGAUAUGGAUAAAAUAUAUCAAUUGAUAUAACUAUAUAAAGUGUAAUGAAAAAAAAAACAUACAAAAGUUUCUUUUACCCAGAGUAUUACGCAAGAAAUUCCAUUUUUGUGUGUUGAAAAUCAGUAGGUAAUUAUCAUCAAAACAGUAACAUUGGGUUCGCGGAGAACAAUCACCAAUAUUUCUAAUUUUGUUUAUGAGAGUAAAAGCAAACCAAUGGACGAUAUUUUUAAUUCAUAGUCGUUUACCUGAAAACUGGAUAUGUAUUUUCACCUGAAUAUCGUAGACUCUGAGUUUUAACUAAUGUAAUACCUGGAUUUGUAUGAAGAUAUCUAUUUAAACUCUGAAAAGAAUGAAAGAUUGUAGUAAUUUUAUAUACCAGAGGUUAUAUGUUUAGCUGACUAAGUUUGCUGCUCGUAAGUUGCACAUGAACUGUUGCAAAGUUAUUAGGCUAAUGCUGAGUAUACCCCAAAACUUCAGUCAUACAUGUAUAUAUCACUAAAGAAGUUAUUUUUGCAUAAUACACAUUUCAAACUUCUUCUCACGUUUCCCCUUUGGGAUUCAGCUCAAACUUGCCUCAAAUGAUCGUGCGAUUGUCCUGCUUUGGUGUUGUAAUUUUUUGGAUCGGCCUUAAAUCCAAGAUCCAAAUUAUAUUCUAAAAUUCCAUUGCUGGAUUUAGUUGAAACUUGCCAGGAAUGAUCCUAUGAUGGUACUGAUGAAGUGUUAGUAUUUUUUGAAUGGGUCCAGAUUCCCACAUGGAAUUCCAAUUAUUUUCAGUACCUCUUUACUGCUAGUGAGUAUGUAUACUACACUAGUAUUAGGGCCUUUAUAGAAAAAUGGCCGUUAAGGCUCGUGGGCCUCUUGUUUGAAGAUAUUUCUUGUUACCCUAUUUUUGGCAUGUUUGGACAAUCAUUCACCAAAUUUUUUGUCAGAAUCAUCAUGUUUAAGUGAUGGUUCAAGUUUUGAAAUGACUCGCUAUUCGCUUAAUAACUGUAUUAGGAUGUCGACAAUAUUUCAUUUUUUUGUAAAUAUCAUCAUUUGGUAUAUCUGACAUGCGGGGGCCGGUAGGGGACAUGUUUUGAUUAAGCAAUAGAUACUCUCAGAAUGCAUAUUUCAAAAUUUGGUGUGGAGCAUUAUUGGAGAGAAGAAAUCAAAUGUCAUAUUAUUAAUGGACGUCUUGUUACAAUACGGGAAAUAAGGGCAGGAGCAUUACUGGGCAGUGACUAUUAUGUUUUGUAUGGAGGACGUGUCUCCCCUUGGGUCAGAGAAGCAGGGCCUAUUAUAAGGGAAAAUAGAGUGAAAUCCUUUGAAUUGCUACUAGUCCUUAACUACUGAAUGAUUUUUUAAUCAAAUUUGCUCUGGAGCAUUACUGGUAAAGGAGGUCGAAUAUUAUAUAAAUGUCAGGUCUGGCUCUCCUGGUGUCAGAGGAGGCCCCAUAGGGAAAGAAAAUUGUUUCGAAGUCUUAAUCCAUCUGUAUGGAAGGAAUGAUUUUUUUGACUUCGGCAUGCAGGAUUCUUUGGAAAACCUGAAAGCUGAAUGUUGUAUAUUAUCUAUAGUAAUGGAAGUAGGGAGGUGGGGUCCAAUAGAGGAAGUCACAAUUGUAAAUAUUAGUGAGAUUUCAUCUAAAUUAAAAAUCAUUUGAAUAUGUUGAUUUCCUUGCAAGGUGCAGAGAGGUGGCUCCAUAAAUGGGGAAAUGUUUUCCAAUAUCUAGCGAUGUAGGCUCGACCCAUUUUCUUAGUGAAACAGUGAGAAAAGGCAUGAGCCUGGAAAUUUUAUGAUUAAUGACUUUUCUAGUGAAAUGGAUAUAUAUACAAAUGUAUGUUACCCUGGAAACAAUCCAAAGUUAAAGAUAAUAUUGCAGCACUAUAGAAAAAAGGAGAAGUUUUGGUAAAACAUCUAGUGAGUUAGUUGUACAUUCCAGAAAUAUAAAUGUUCUUUCAUAAAACAGUUGUUUUGAAUGUUUUUAUCCGUGUUACUCCUUCCGUUCUGUCAAAUAAAAGCCAAAUCUUUUAUUAAAUGCUGUCUGAGGACGAAGGUAGGAUUGACACGGUACUCGUGAUACAGGUAUAGAAAGUAAAACAGUGUACGGUAGGUCAUAGUACUCUUGUCUCAUGUUUGAAUCUCUUACCGGAAAUAUAUUUAUACUGUUAUGUGCUAGGAUUGCAUAUUAAUUCAGGAGAUGAUAUAAACUUUGUUUCGUUACAGUUGUUAUGGGGAUGUAGUAACACGUGCUAUAAUGACAAUGAUCUUUAUAAUGUAGUUUUAAUUGUUUGUCUUGUAUAUGUAUUUUGAAUAUUGACAUUAAGAGUUCAUCCAAUGUGUCUUAAAAUCCUCAAAAUAAAAGAUAUAUUAUACAGAA